AUGUCCAGCGGCGACUUCGAACUGCCAGAGGGCGCUUUGCUCGGAAUGGGCAAUCCACUUUUAGAUAUCCAGGCUACUGUUGGGUUAGAUCUGUUGGAGAAAUAUGGACUCAAACAAAAUGAUGCUAUUCUGGGUGAAGAGAAGCACCUUCCUUUGUAAGUUUUGCAUAUAUUUUGAUGGAGUUGAGAGAAUAAUGACUAAAGGAUUGCUUGUUUGGGAGAUUACACAGGGUUUAAGGUUUAGAUUAUCAAGAUUAAAAGCAACAGUAAGAUUUGUAAAGUAACAAAUAGAAAUUUAUUAUGGAUGUUAAAAUUUUUUUAGGUUUGAGGAGCUGACAAAAAACUAUAAAGUCAACUAUGUACCUGGAGGAGCUAACCAAAAUGUAUUCCGUGUUUUCCAAGUAAGUUAAUAAGCAAUUGAAACUUUGUUAAACGUCGAAGAAUAUCUGUUAAUAAUUAUGGUUUUAGUGGAUCGUUGGAAAGCCAAACAGAUCAGUCUUCUUUGGUGCCGUUGGUGAUGAUGAGUACGGUAAAAUCUUGGCCAACAAAGCCCGGGAAUCAGGUGUUAAUGUUCAAUAUCAGAUCAACAAGGACGUCAAAACAGGAACUUGUGCUGCUUUGGUGUACGAACAUCACAGAUCUUUGUGCGCUGAUCUUGCUGCUGCCAAUACCUUCACUUUAAGCCAUCUUCUUACUCCAGAAAACCAACAACUUAUCAAAAAUGCUCAAUACUACGUUGUUUCUGUAAGUGUAUUUGUUCUGCUUAUUAGGUUUGCUAACAAAUACUGUAAAAUGACCUAUAUUCUACGAGAAUAAACAAAAAAAUGAUUUUAGGGUUUCUUCAUUACCGUUUGCCCAGAAGGUAUCCUCCACGUAGCCGAACACGCAGCAAAAGAAAACAAGUUAUAUUGCCAAAACCUUAGCGCUCCAUUCGUACCUUUGUGCUUCAAGGAGAAGCUGGAUCAGAUCAUUCCUUAUGUUGAUCUACUGUUUUGUAACGAAUCCGAAAUCGAGGCUUAUGCUCAAUCUCAAGGAUGGGAAACUAAGGACAUCAAGGAACAGGCAAGGAAGUUGGCAAAGGCUGAUAAGGCAAGUAAUAUUAUUUCCUAAACUCUUGUUAUAAUAGUCUCGUUUUUGAGGAUGAUAAUCCUUAAAAAUAAACUACAAAUACUCAAUUUUAGGUCAACCAGAAGCGUUCCCGGAUAGUCGUAGUAACCCAAGGACAUGACCCUGUGAUCGUAGUCGAAAACGACAACCUAUCAGAGUACCCUGUGCCAGUUUUACCCAAGGAGAAGAUCGUAGACACCACUGGAGCUGGCGAUGCCUUCUGUGGCGGCUUCCUGGCCCUAUACUUACAAGGAAAGUCUAUUGAGGCGUCAGUCAACUGCGGUAUCUGGGCUGCCGCUCAUGUUAUAGCUAACGACGGAUGUGUAUUCCCAGAACAUAUCAAAUACGAGGCUUGA
Messenger RNA from Bursaphelenchus okinawaensis, 1462 nucleotides. The record is from the annotation of a GenBank genome assembly. Lineage: Eukaryota; Metazoa; Nematoda; Chromadorea; Rhabditida; Aphelenchoididae.